Coccinella septempunctata (seven-spotted ladybird) is the source of this 3425-nucleotide messenger RNA. RefSeq names its product GPI ethanolamine phosphate transferase 3 (gene PIG-O). Gene Ontology annotation, biological process: GPI anchor biosynthetic process. The transcript has 6 exons. Gene Ontology annotation, molecular function: mannose-ethanolamine phosphotransferase activity. Gene Ontology annotation, cellular component: endoplasmic reticulum membrane. NCBI's taxonomy places the organism in Eukaryota, Metazoa, Arthropoda, Insecta, Coleoptera, Coccinellidae. The record is from RefSeq and is a predicted model, not a curated record. The coding region runs from base 184 to 3366 and encodes 1060 amino acids.
UGAUCUAUGAUAUGUCAACAUUAUUUUCAAGUACCUUGUUAUCUGUGUUUCAAGUUAAUCAACUAAUUCCGAAAUGAAUGAAUGAAAUGAACAAAACGAAGCCCGAGAGAAUAAAAUAAGUUACUCAGAACUGGCCGACAUUUUUAGUUAUGAAGAUAUUAACGUGAUAUUGACAGCUCCAUUAUGAUUUGGAGUUACUUCUUCUUCCUACUCUGGAUAGCCUAUCUGAUCGCAUCUUCUAUUCUUCUCUUCACCAGGGGGUUCUUAUUAACAAGAGAUACUUUAGAUUUCAAUUCAUCAUGUUCAACCAAUAUAGAAACACAAUGUUCAUCUUCAAAUUCAUUGAGUUCUUACAAUAAUGGAUUCAAUGAAGAGAACCACUCAUGCUCUGAUAUUGAGAAUAUAGAUAAUAUUGUGGCUAAUUUGGAUACUGCUGGAUUAUAUUGUUUACCUGGCAGGGCAAGAGUUAUUCUUUUAAUUAUAGAUGCAUUACGAUAUGACUUCACUGUUUUCGAUCCAAAAAAUAAAAGGCCCCUGCCCUAUCAGAAUAAACUACCCAUUAUUUAUGAAACCCUGAAAUCUAAUCCUGAGAGCUCAAGACUGUUCAAAUUCUUAGCCGAUCCCCCUACUACCACAAUGCAAAGGUUGAAAGCUCUCACUACUGGUAGCUUGCCAACUUUUAUAGAUGCAGGUUCAAACUUUGCGUCUUCAGAGAUUAAAGAAGAUAAUAUUAUAGAUCAGAUGAUAAGAAACCAUAAAAGUAUAAUAUUUAUGGGUGAUGACACUUGGGAUGGAUUAUACCCAGGAAGAUUUAAAAGGAAUUAUCCUUUUCCUUCUUUUGACGUUAAAGAUUUGGAUACAGUGGAUAGAGGAGUUACAGACAAUUUAUUUCAUGAGCUAAAAAGAAAAGAUUGGAGUCUUCUCAUUGGUCAUUAUUUGGGUGUAGAUCAUGCAGGACAUAGGUUUGGGCCCAACCAUCCUGAGAUGAAAAGGAAACUAGAGGAAAUGAAUCUUGUAAUUGAGAAUGUAAUGAAAAAUUUGGAUAAUGACAUGGUUCUGUAUGUAUUAGGAGACCAUGGAAUGACAGUAACAGGUGAUCAUGGUGGAGAAACAGACAACGAAGUUAGCUCAGCCCUCUUCGUCUACUCCAAAAUACCGUUUGCUUCCUCCCAAAGCUCCACAACAACCAAACAAGUUAAUAUAGUACCAACUUUAGCUACUGCGCUCGGCGUCCCUAUACCAUUCCCUAACUUAGGUUCAGUACUGCACGAAGCAUUACCUAUGCUGAAUCACUCUUCAAUACCACAAUGGAAAGUUUCGCUUUUGUCAACGUGGUCCAACAUCGAACAGGUCGUAAAUUAUGUCCGUCAAUAUUCCAAUAUUUCGGAAAUAUUCGAGCCAAGUCGAUUAAAGGGAAUUUUCGAAAAAUACGAGGAUUUGAAUACGAAGAUGUCUGCAGUUAAUGAUGAACAGUCUUUCGAUGAAUUUCAUUCCAAAAGCGUUCAGUUCAUAAAAGAAAUUCGUAACAUGUGUGAAGAAAUUUGGAUCCAGUUCGAUUCGUUCUCUAUAACAAGGGGAUUAUUGCUUCUAUUUUUAACACUGUUCUUUUUGUUUAUCACUGUUGACGGCGUUCCUGCGAAUUACUUGAAGGAAUUAUUUCUGAGUUCGUUUUUAAUGUGUUCAUAUAUCAGUUGCAUGUUGGCGGUAUUCGUUUCUGUGGGAUUAUAUUAUUUUGAAAUUGUCACCAAUCUGGAAUCUUCAAUAUUUUUUUCAACAGGUGUUGUAUCCCAAUUCAUGUUGGCUAUGUUAAUUGUGCAAAAUUGGGAUACUAUAAGUUUAACGUGGUAUUCCAAAAGUAAAAGUAACAAAUUCAUUUCUUCUGUUGGUCGAUUGGUUUUAGCUUUCAACCUUAUAAGUUUAUUUUCAAAUAGUUACAUUGAGGAGGAAGCUUCUUGUCUUUUGUAUUUGUUAAUAACUUUCUCACUCCUUGGAUUGAUGAGUUUCUGCAAAAAUUUAACUAAAGAAAAGAAUACUUCUAAAUGGGGAAAAUAUAAAUUUAUUCUAUUCUCAAUCGCCAUCGCCAUCCUCCUAAGGUUAUCUGUUAAGUAUUGGAAAUGUAGAGAAGAACAAGGUUCUUGCUUCGUUAGAAAUACUGGUACCAACAAAGAGUCUACCAAGUCUGAGUGGGCGAUAGCGUUAGCUUCCCUGGCGCUGUUCGUUACCAUCACCAAGACGUGGCUGAAAAAUUGUGGUAGCUUAAACGACUAUUCAUUAUCCGUAACUCUGGCAAAGUACGCUCCAACAAUUAUGGUAGUAUGUACGGGUGGAUACUGGGUUCUUCACAGGUUUCCAACGAAUUCCAGACAUCAUACAAAGCUAACUUGGAAAGUUGACCAUUUAAUAUGGAUGGUGUAUUCAACCGCACUCAUUGGAAUAACCAGUACAAUCUUACAACCCUUACUAAUCUAUAUUCUACCUCGUAAAUCGGAGGUAACCGUUUCCAAUGAUUCUAACAUUAUACCGCAACUUUUCAAGAAUAUGAAGGUAUUGAUGGAAGAUAAAGAAAAGGCCAAGAAUGAUGUACCAAUUAUUUAUGGACUGGGCACUAUUUUCAGUACACCUUAUAUUACGAUUGGCGUGUAUUUAACUAUCCUAGUAGGACUGCUUCUGGGAGAGACUUCGGCACCGUCUGUUGUAAUAAUGUUCUUGUCGGCCAUGUUUUUAUUGGUCGUCAUAUCGCUGAUGAGAAUUGACAAAGCAACAAAUAUAGAUGACCUGUUUCAAGUACCCAACACAUCAAUAUUGAUAUGGGUUAUAGCAUCUCAUUAUUUCUUUUAUGGAACUGGUCACCAACCAGCCUGGUCAAAUAUUGACUGGAAUGCAGCUUUCAUUGGCACAUCUGGAGUUUUAUCGAACAAAUUCAUUCAAGGCACGCUUGUAGUGCUGAACAUUUUCUGUCCAUACAUUAUUUUAGGAUUUCUUCUACCAAUGCUAGUCAUCACACCAUUCACUUUAUUCAUCAUGAUGCCCUCAGUUCUAAGUAGGAACAAGGAGCUCUAUAAGGAUGUUCUUAAUCAGGGGGAGCUGUUCCUGUUUGAGAAACAUGAAAAUAUGUUCUCAUCUGUACUUGUGGCCAGCUGUAAAUAUCUAGCCUGUCAUGGAAUAAGGGUUUUCGCAACCAUGCUAGCCAGUACAAUCCAUUGUAGACAUCUGAUGGUUUGGAAACUGUUUGCACCAAAAUUCAUAUUUGAGAGUGUUGCAAUGUUCAUUACUUUAAUUUCAGUGAUUGUCGGCUACUUAUUGUUGGUGAGAAUAAACUUGAUGCUGGAAAAGCAAAUUAAUAAACUGAAUAAGCAUAAUAGUUGAUGAAGUGUGAACCAACAUCUACCUCAUGAAGAUAAUAAACCUUAUUCUAGGAAUUUUAA